AGAAAGGAUUUAUAAAAAAGUGAACUACAUAAUUGAAUAAUGCCUGAGUUGGUUUGGUCAUGUCAUCGCUGAAACGUCUAAUCCAACUGAGCUUUGGCUACUUCUGUGCCCUGAACGGAGUCGUGGCGUUUUAUUUUGCAUUUAAUUCGGGCAAAUUGCAUUGGUCCCGCUGCCUGGGCUACUAUCGCAUUGUUCACAACUUCAUUGUCGUCGGUCUAACAAUUAAGUUUAUAUUGGACUUUUGGCAGUUCCAUACCCACGUGGAGCUCGCAAGAUCGAAGCUGAUGGAGCUGAACACCUUUACCCACUUUACCAUCGUUUUUCUGUCGCUUCUCAGCUGCAUGGAGUGUGCCUACCGGCAGCAGGAUCGCAUCUACGCGAUGCUGAACAAGCUCUUGGACCUGAAUCGACUUGCCAUAGAGCUGGGGUACAUUGCUCCGGAGUCCCAUCAGCGAUAUAUCGGCUGUCUGGUGCUCUCUUUAACCCCACUGCUGGCGCUUCGCCUCUUUAUUCAUGUGGGCCUGAAUGCGAUUCGCACCAAAUUGGGUUUCGAUUUCCCCUGCAAUUGCUUCUUGUCCGAGUGCAUGAUCCUUGCCAUGAACUCGGUGGGAUUCGGAAUCAUGGCAGAGAUAUGCCAGUGCUGGUGGAGACUGCAGACUGGACUGAAGCGGAUUCUCCUGGAUGAUCCAAUGCCAAGCCAGCUGAAUCAGCUGCUGCAGCUGCAGCGAAUGUACCAGUGCCUGAUCAAUAUAACCGCAGAGUUCUGCACCGUCUUCAGGUUUGUGCUGCUGUGCUUUCUGGUGCGGAAUGUCUGGUGUGGCAUCGUGAUCGGAUAUCUGCUCGUACGCAUAUUCUGUUGCCAGAGCGUUUCUGAGCUCCACCUCUAUCAGCUCUAUCUGGCGUUUGUCAUCUGCAUACAGCCUCUGCUCUAUUCACUGCUCCUGAAUUGUCUGACGCACACGACGGAUUCGCUUAUGGCGACAACCAAAGAGAUUGUGAGGGAAUCGCAUGGCCAUGAAUAUCUGGUGGAGCGAAGUAUGCAGUGGUUCUCCUUGCAACUGGCCUGGCAGCACACAAACGUCCACGUGUAUGGCACCUAUCGCAUCAAUCGACGUCUGGUUUUUCAAAGCGCUGCCGUGAUUCUACUGCACACCCUUUAUAUGGUCCAAAGCGACUACAGGUCUAUGUGA
This is a messenger RNA of Drosophila obscura, 1190 nucleotides long. RefSeq names its product putative gustatory receptor 85a (gene Gr85a). Bases 60 to 1190 code for a protein of 376 amino acids. Gene Ontology annotation, biological process: sensory perception of taste. Lineage: Eukaryota; Metazoa; Arthropoda; Insecta; Diptera; Drosophilidae. The record is from RefSeq and is a predicted model, not a curated record. The transcript has 2 exons. Gene Ontology annotation, cellular component: membrane.